Molecule: messenger RNA, 2366 nt
Organism: Dalotia coriaria
Lineage: Eukaryota; Metazoa; Arthropoda; Insecta; Coleoptera; Staphylinidae
Exons: 5
Coding region: 193-927 (244 amino acids)
Cellular component (GO): nucleus
Molecular function (GO): RNA binding
Source: RefSeq, a predicted model, not a curated record
ACGGUUCGGUCGUGUCGCGCGGAUGUAUUUACAUCGCGGUAACUUAAAUUAACGAAAUAUUUAGUGAAAUCGUGUGAAAACCUGCGGGAAACUGCGAAAAUCGUUGUCCAAUUGUACCACGGUUACUAUGCGUCGACAGCGUUUCCAGUGGGCCCUCCACGACUGGUGCCGCCAUUAAAGAGACAGCGAUUAAUGGCGACAUCACCACGCACCAACAAAUCCAAUCAACCGGCAAAGACCAAGGAGAUACCACCUGUCGAUCAGCUGAAAAUCUACAGUAAUCCGGAUAUUCUCAUAUGUGGCAACUGUCGCGAGAUGUUCACCGACCUCCACGAACUGCUGGACCACAAGAAGGCGUACUGCAAGCUGCGUUUCACCUGCAAAUGUGAUAAUCUAGGCAAAAACAAAUCACCAAUUGAUGACAAUUCAGCGGCGGCUCUGCUCUGCGUUCAGUGCAAAGACGCUUUUCAAAACGCCUGGGACCUGAUGGUUCAUGCCCAGGCUGCACACAUGCUAAACAUCUACGAACUGGGUGUUCCCACGUCGAUGGAGAACUGCGGAUCACCGCCUAUCUCACCACGGGAUAACAGCACCCCAGAUAAGGAUAAAAACGAAGCGAGUCUCGAAGGUGAGGAAGAAAACGGACACGACAACGAUCACGACUUCAUCGAGAAUGGCCGUGACACAGCCACACCGGAUUCGGGCCACUCGCGUACUGAUAAAGAACUCGAGGACCUGAUGGACGUGGAGGCGACGGCGAAGACAUGCAUCAUGCAUGCGUUGAGUAUUGUCAGUGCGCCUGCUACAGGGGGAGCGCAACAGCCAGUGGCGGCAUCUCCGCCACCUUUGGCUGCUGUAGCGCCACCUGCCGGUGGUGAGUGGAAGCACACUCGACUGUCGCCGAAGGUACGCCACCAGCCGUACUAGACGCACACGCGCGCGCGCUAAUAUUCAGCAUCCUACCGACAAUCGCGUCUUGCGGCGUGUGUAAAACUCUUGAUUUGAGAGGCAGGAGACGAUAGAAACUAAAUAAACGCCGACGGUGAAUAAAAGAGUAAAAUUCAGCUACGUAUAGUUUUAGUUUUAGCUUAGAUUAUGUGAAGGUAAAUUUAAAAAGAUUGUUUUUAUUACAUUUUAGGCGUAUUUAUUAUAUAUUGAAAACAGAUUUUUUUUUCGGAGAAAAAUGGCGUAUUCUAACGUUAGCGUACUUAUUUCUUUCUCUCUCUAUCUCUCUCUCUAAUUACACUAAUUAUAGCCGUGUAUAUAAAGUAUCAGUAUAGGUGCAUAACGUUUGGAGUAAGGAAAAAUCACAAAAACGAGGAAAUUUCAAGCCGAAAAUGUACUUUUUACUGAACAAAACAUGGAAACAAUUUGACAUAUCAUAUAAGUAAAGAGCAUGUGUUUUAAUUAAAGUUAUCAAUUAUCAUUUAGAGGUGUUGAUGAAUGGAUACCAAAACAACCAUCAAACAAACAAAAAUGAAACAUAUACUUACAAAUAUUUACGAGUAAGUAUAAGCGAGUACAUUAUAAGCAAUGCAGCUGAUAAUGAUAACGAUGGAUGAAAAAUUGAUUCAGUGAGCGUAGACGCAGGCGUAAUUUAUGAUUAGCUAGUGAUAUGAUUACACGAAGAUGACAACAACGGUGUUGAUAUAAUUAUAUUUAUAUUUAAAAUUAUACGCUAAGAUUCUAAGCUAAACAGAGGAAAUGUUUUACGUAACAUUAUUAUAUUUAAGACCAACUAAAACCACAAGGAAAAAGAAAACAACAAUUAUUAUUGAUGAAUUUUUCGAUGAGAAAGAGUAGCAGAAUGUUUCAAGUGUAACAUGAAAAAAAAAACAACAAAUUAAACUAUUAAACGACGAUGCGAUGUAAAAUCGAUUAAACUAAAAUUAAAUUAAAACACUAAAUGAGAAUGUUUGUUGCCUAAAUGUAUAAAAGUAUAAAAUAACUUAAUACUAAUUGAAAGUUUAAAUUGACAUUUUGAAAACAUUUGCGUUGUUCGAUUGUGUGCAUUGGUUGAAUAUUUCUAUAGCUUUUGAGAACCGAAAAUCGUUGUUAACAAUCAGACAGAAUAAUAUUGACACAUACAAUUAACAAAUCCAUUGAUUGCAUUGUAAUUACUUGUAGUUAUUAAUAGGAUUUAUAAAUUUGUUUUGUUUGAGUUGAGUUCUCAGCGCUUUUAUGUGAUUUAUUUCUGUUUUUGACUAAAAAUAUUUUAUGUUUAGAGGCUGGGAUAAAGCACGACCAUGUUGUUUGACCUUUUCGUUUUUAAUUCUUAUUAAAUUAUUAAUCCAUGUAAAUGUAAAAAAUAUCUCUCAUAUUGUAUUAGUAUAAUUAUGAACAAAAAUAUAUGUCCUCCAUUAUAA